CCACGUGCGCAACCGUAAAGUCAAAGUAAAAGUCCAUCAGUUAUUUAAUAACGCGCGUUCUGCGUAAAUACAGCGCACAGUUAAUCAACGUGAGCUCUCCAUUUGGCCUUGAGGACGAUUGAAGAUCUUUAAAUUAUGAGCAAAAAAUAAUCAUAAUAAUACAAAACAAUAAUAAUUAACCAUGAGCGCGUCCAACUCCUUCCAUAAAGCUGAGAUCAUCACUGCAGUGUCUGUGACAUUUGGAGCCGCAGCAGUGGGAAUCCUCGUCUACAAAACAUUUUUUAGCAAAAGCACAUGCGUGAAGCCAAAAGUUAACCUUGAUCUGCAGAAAGACAACCCCAAAGUGGUACAUGCGUUUGACGUUGAGGACCUGGGCGACAAAGCCGUGUACUGUAGGUGCUGGAGAUCCAAAAAGUUUCCAUACUGUGAUGGUGCACAUGCUAAACACAAUCAGGAAACGGGAGACAACGUUGGUCCUCUGAUCAUUAAACGCAAGGAGGCAUGAGCAUUUCCACUGUUCAUGACCGUCCAUUCUCAGCGAUGGAUAUUAGUGUGUCUUCGCUUUACAUGUGUGGUCAGGGCUGAUGGGAUUAAAUGUGUGAUUAUAUUAUCCUGUGUAUGUGUGCUUGAUCAUGUACAGUAUGCUUGACCGGCUCUCAGACCAGUACUAUAUAUAUCUGGGUUUUUGUUAAGCAAUACAUAUCAAUUUUCUCUUUUUAGCUGCUUAGACUUUAUGGGAUAUGUUCUGGUUCAACCAAACUCUUCUAAAUAUGGUUUUGUGCUUAAACACUGGUCAUAUUAUUGUAUGAGACAAAAACUUGAAUUGAAAAAAAAAAACACGAGUUUGAACUGAAUCUUGUCUGUUUUAGGAGAUAAAUAUGAAAGUGAAAGGAGUAUGAAAACCAAAUGGCCAUGUUUUGUUUUUUUGUUUUGUUUGUUGCCUAUUAAACUUCACAUAUGACUUUAACUGAUCACUGACAUUAAAUGUAUUUAAAAUGCCAUUCUCCUAUAAUAUAAAUAGCUAUAUAUUUUGAAUCCUAGCCUACUACUGGAAAUGCUAGAUAUAUUUCUGUAACAGAACCAAAUGUUACAUGGAGAAAAUCAUGUUUUGACGAGCUUGUCUUUUCUGUGAAAUUAUUGUAUUUUCUCUCUCAGAAAAGUACAUUGUACAAGUUUGAUGUGAAAUAAACCAGUUUUAAACUGA
Molecule: messenger RNA, 1204 nt
Organism: Onychostoma macrolepis
Lineage: Eukaryota; Metazoa; Chordata; Actinopteri; Cypriniformes; Cyprinidae
Gene: cisd1
Product: CDGSH iron sulfur domain 1
Exons: 3
Coding region: 182-505 (107 amino acids)
Biological process (GO): regulation of autophagy
Cellular component (GO): mitochondrial outer membrane; intracellular membrane-bounded organelle
Molecular function (GO): 2 iron, 2 sulfur cluster binding
Source: RefSeq, a predicted model, not a curated record